This is a messenger RNA of Boeremia exigua, 942 nucleotides long. RefSeq lists its product as uncharacterized. The transcript has a single exon. The record is from RefSeq and is a predicted model, not a curated record. Lineage: Eukaryota; Fungi; Ascomycota; Dothideomycetes; Pleosporales; Didymellaceae. Bases 35 to 508 code for a protein of 157 amino acids.
GGAUGGGGGGUGUUGUGGGGGGUGGGUUGGGGGGAUGCUGGUGUACUGGUGUACUGGUAUGCUGGUACACUGCUGUAGUGGUACACUGCCACACUGCUACACCACCACACAAUCUCCCGCACCGCCCCGUACUGUCCUGCACUGUUCCGCACUCCCAGCCACGCCCUUCCACACCUCCUCUUGCAGUAACCAGCCACCACCCAACCCCCAGCCCGCGCCUAGCAUAUCUCGACGGCGUAGAACAGCGACCAGCACAGCACUGCCAAAUGAAUCCCCGCAGUCUGCACAGGUAGUCCGCAACCUCGGACAGCACGCUUGCUGUGUGCCGGCACCACUUGCGUGGGAGUAUUUCCUGUCACUACAACUCGCCGGUCUGGUGCUGGAGUGUGUCUACGCCAUCUCGUAUUGUGCUGUCUACAUUGUCUCGACACUGUUCUUGCACUAUCCCACACCACCUCAUCCCGGUCCGACAUUUUCUGCGAACCAGCCUGGCGCGCCAUCAGCUUAGCCGGCGUCCGGGUGCAUCUCACGCCUGUGACAUAAAGCACGCAGUCCCGCGCGCGAGGGGGACGCGUGGUAGCCCCGGUCUCCUGGUGUUGUACCUAGGUAGCAUACGGUUAUCUCAAUGCACACGCAGCAGCUGCGGCGAACUGUAAAGUCCUGGUGCAUACUUGCUUAGUCCCUCGGUACGUGUCUAGGUACGUUGGUCAUGCACUCUGCACCACGCACUGCGCUGCAAGCAUGCCCGAGCACGAGCACCCGGGCAUAUGCGCCGAGGGCCUGGAUACUUGGUUGCUGGCUGCUGACGGCCAACGACCGACCGCUCGCAACUGACUACCUACACACUACUUCCUACUGCCUGGGUAUGGGUAUCACGCCGGAUGUCGGGCUGGAUGUUGGGCUGGACAUGGGGCUGGACAUGGGGCUGGAAAUGGGGCCUGG